UGAGUCAAUUUUGAGCCAAUUUAAAGCCAAUUUUGAGUUAACGGCCAAAUUUCUCAUGAGUCGAUGAGCUGAUGUCCAAUGUCGAAUUGGAGUUUCGGAUACCCCAGGCAUAGUUUUCGGAAGCAGGUCUUAACAGAAGCUGAACCUCUUGCACAAAGUUUCAGCAACUUCAAAACGUCAUGGGUCAACAGCAACAGCAGGCUUGGUAAAACAUGGAACAGGAACAGGAACAGGGAUCCAAUUCCGUUGAGGACUACGUUGUGGGCUCGCUGCCAACUCUAAUCUAUAUUCCCAACUUCAUUACUGAAGCAGAGCAAUCCGAGCUUCUUCACCACAUUUACGAAGGUUCCCCAACAAGAUGGAAGAAUCUGAAGAAACGCAGACUACAGAAUUGGGGAGGGGUCGUGCACGAGAAGGGGCUUUUGCCACAAGAAUUGCCUCCUUGGCUUAAAAAAAUAACGAAGAGAAUUUACGAAAAAACGUCAUUAUUUCCCUCAGAUAUCAACCAUGUUCUAAUAAAUGAAUAUUUGCCCGAUCAGGGCAUAAUGCCACACCAGGACGGUCCAGCCUACUUUCCAGUGGCUUCAAUCUUGUCCCUGCAAUCACCUGUUGUGAUUGAUUUCACCCCACACCCAAAAUGGAGAGAGUUUGGUGAGAAGGAGAGAUUAAGGUCUGAAAAUCUCAGUAACUUAGAAGAACAAAUAUCUGAAGUUGUGAAGGAGGAUUUGUUAAAUGAAUUAGUUUGUAGUUUGAAAGAUGAUCAAUGUUCUCUUCUGUUGAUGCCUUGCAGCCUAUUGCUAUUUAAAGAUCAGGCUUACUUAGUGUUCAUUGUUGCAGAUUUCCUUCACGGUAUAAAGGAUUCCACGGUUCACAGUCUAAGCAAGGUUAUAAAUGUUUCUGAGUGUAUGAAAUUAGAAGACUGGAAGGAAUGUCAUCCUACUACCAAUGGAAAAACUCAAGAACAUUGCUUUAAUCGAACUUCAACAAGGGUUUCAUUGACAUGUCGGCUGGUGCCAAAAGUUUGCAAGAAUCUGUUCAAGUUCUGACGUUCAAUAAAACAUUUGGAUUGAACAACUUUUUAUUUUUCUGAACAAUUAAAAUAUUUAUUGCAUUGUUUGAGGUUUUGCUUAGAUAGAAGAGAACGAAAUGAACUUUAAAAUCAGGCAAUUUGGAGCUUCAUUAGGAAUGUGAGGCUAUCUAUUUUAGAUUUCUCCAUUUUCUUGCCACUCCAGUGUAGUGGAUCUUGAUUGUAGGUUGAGCUAUUGUAAUAUUCUUCAUUAAUGACUGGAAUGAGAAGAACGCUUUAAAAUUGCUAUAUUUUAAACUUACUAAGAUGCAG
This is a messenger RNA of Phalaenopsis equestris, 1339 nucleotides long. RefSeq names its product alpha-ketoglutarate-dependent dioxygenase alkB homolog 6. NCBI's taxonomy places the organism in Eukaryota, Viridiplantae, Streptophyta, Magnoliopsida, Asparagales, Orchidaceae. The record is from RefSeq and is a predicted model, not a curated record. The transcript is spliced from 7 exons. The coding region runs from base 213 to 1046 and encodes 277 amino acids.